Messenger RNA from Vitis vinifera (wine grape), 1351 nucleotides. RefSeq names its product carbonic anhydrase 2. NCBI's taxonomy places the organism in Eukaryota, Viridiplantae, Streptophyta, Magnoliopsida, Vitales, Vitaceae. The coding region runs from base 370 to 1155 and encodes 261 amino acids. The record is from RefSeq and is a predicted model, not a curated record. Gene Ontology annotation, biological process: carbon utilization. The transcript has 8 exons. Gene Ontology annotation, molecular function: carbonate dehydratase activity; zinc ion binding.
CCAUAGUUCAAGUGUUCAUGCAUUUUUAAUUUGUAUUUCGUAGAUUUGAUCUUACACUAUUCUGCAGUUCUGAUCAUCUCCAUUUGAAUUAUCAGUUGAUCAUUCUGAAGAAACCCACUAUUCAUUUCCUUGGGUAUUUUUCAAUUUGCAUGCAUAUAUGCUAUUAGGCUUUCCCUUAAUUUUCUUGAAGUCCAAAGGACAACUACACGCAUGCAGCUUUCAGAUUCCUAUUGAAAAAAGUUUGAAUUCAGAAACGGAGCUUCACAGGAAAAAAAAAAAAAAAGGAAGAAAAAAAAGGGAAGCUAUAUAUAUCAGUAGCACUACUAAUGUUUCUCACUUCCCAAUUUUCAAAAUUUGCAGCAACACAACAUGGAUAUGGCGACGAGCUCAUCUGAUGUAGCCAUUGAAGGACUGAGGCCGCUUCUGAGUGAUAAGGAAGGUCUGGAUGAAAUAGCUGCAGCAAAAAUUGAGAAGUUGACCGCUGAGUUGCAAGAGCAAGAGCAGGAGCAAGAUCAUGAGUGUGAUCCUGUCGAGAGGAUUAAAGACGGGUUUAUUCACUUCAAAAUCCACCAUUUCGACAAGUAUCCAGAUUACUAUAAACAACUUGCAGAAGGGCAGCACCCCAAGUUUCUGGUGUUUGCGUGCUCUGACUCCCGCGUUAGCCCCUCUCAUGUCCUCAACUUCAAGCCAGGGGAAGCCUUCAUGUGCAGGAACAUUGCUAACUUGGUUCCUGCAUUUAACCAGUUGAGGUACUCAGGAGUUGGUGCAGUCAUUGAAUAUGCAGUCAAGCAUCUUGAGGUGGAGAACAUCCUGGUCAUAGGGCAUAGUCGCUGUGGUGGGAUAGAGGCCCUUAUGUCUCUUCCUGCUGAUGGAACUACUUCCAAUGACUUCAUCGAUGACUGGGUCAAAAUUGCUUUACCAGCCAAGGCCAAGGUGGAAUCAGAGUGGAGCGAUGCAACAUUUGAGCAACAAUGUGAAUAUUUGGGAAGGGAAUCGGUGAAUUUGUCCCUAGUCAAUCUGCUGAGUUAUCCAUAUGUGCAAGCAGCAUUAGCUAAUAAAGCUUUGAAGUUGAUGGGUGGUUACUACGACUUCGUUAAUGGAACUUUUGGGCUCUGGAAAGCUGAUUUUGAUAUUAAACCCCCAAUUAUCAUAUAAAUUUGGAGCAAGUCAAGCCCCCAACCAACGUGUUUGCUUACUUUUUCACUUCAACAAUGUAGUGUUUUUGUGUUCAAUGAUGAAUAAUUCCCAAGGAAAAAAGACAGAGCGACUUCUAUGCUUGCUCUACUUAUCUUGGUUUCCUCUAUAUGCUGUCUGAAAAUAAUGAAUUUGUUCAUGCUGAUUUUCUUUUCCU